Messenger RNA from Phytophthora nicotianae INRA-310, 854 nucleotides. RefSeq lists its product as hypothetical. The transcript has 2 exons. NCBI's taxonomy places the organism in Eukaryota, Oomycota, Peronosporomycetes, Peronosporales, Peronosporaceae. Bases 286 to 570 code for a protein of 94 amino acids. The record is from RefSeq and is a predicted model, not a curated record.
UUCAUAAUUUUUGCUGGUGGACGAGAAGAAUGGCAGACUCGAAGGUGCGUUGCAGUCUUCCGCUACGAGCGUUGAACCGGCACUCGCCAACCGGCCCCAGAGCACCACUUACGUUAGUGUGCUCUUCAUCCCCACAUUUUCCCACGCCGCAUUGCGCCAUCGCAGGUUCUGGACCAAGUCAACACGGACAUCAACGUAUGAUACACGGGUGUUCUUAUGUCCUAGUGCUCCAACGCCUCAUGCCUCCUCUCUCUUGCUGACCAUUUGCAGAAUGUGCUGACCCGCAUGGACGAAGUAGAAAAGCGACUGGCGGCUGAGGCCAAGCAGGUGGACGGCCCCGUGGGCGGUGCCGACCUACGCGAAUACCAGACACAAGUGCUGCUCAAGCUGCGCGCCAUUAGAGACACGAUGCUGAAGGAGGGCUCGAGCCUGGAGCAGUUGCGCAAGGAGCGCGACCAAGCCCGCAACGAGCGCGAUGCCCUGAAAAAGCAGGUGGACAAGCUUAACUAUCGCGUGCACCAUCUCAAGCAGCACGUGCCCGUGCCAUCGCCUGCCGACAUGAAGCUGUAAGGCAUACAGUAGCAUGAUCGCCGCGUAUCCUCUUAUACUACCAGUCGAGACAAAUAUAGUAUCCGUGUAGCUAAGAUCCUGCACCUCUGAUGGCGAAGGGUGUCAAUCAACAAUUUCACGCAUCUGAUGGCAGUCGGGCACGACCUUGUCCACUGCCUGUUAACAAAGCUUACUUCUGUAGCUUUAGCCAGUUUAGGCAGCAGCCACGACACGAUGUCUCCGCGAUUUGGCCAUUUCCCUUCCUUGGAUAACAUUCAAUAAAAAGGAAAUGUUUUUUUUAAGAG